GGGCGCUCGGGCUGCGCGGCUCGAGCGGAGGGGAGGGCACCCGGCGGCGGAGCGCAAAGCGGCCGCGGGCCCGGCGACCGCCCCUGCGGGGUCGGGUCCGAGCUCGGAGCGACCUCGUGAGAGGCCGCCCCUCGCCCAGUCCUUCUCCCUCGGAGCGGGCCGAAGCGCCGCGGCGCCGCAGGCCGAUGCCGCGGGCACCCUUGGGUCCCCUCCUCGCCGCCGCCUCCGCGCGUCGCCGGCGGCCGCCCGCCAGGAGAACGAGGGACCGCUUCCGGCUGUGGGCCCGGCAUGGCUCGACCCUCAGAGCCAAUCCUUGUCCCGAAGUUAUGGAUCUAACUUGCCGACUUCCCUUACCUACAUUGAUCUAUCGACCAGAGGCUGAACACCUUGGAGACCUGCUGCGGAGUAAGGUACGGACUGCCCCCCCGCGACGCGGGCGUGCUGGGUUGGCAUCUCAAGAAAACUCCCGAGGGCCCGUUCUCUGCUAGAAGACCUG
Molecule: messenger RNA, 496 nt
Organism: Penaeus vannamei (Pacific white shrimp)
Lineage: Eukaryota; Metazoa; Arthropoda; Malacostraca; Decapoda; Penaeidae
Source: RefSeq, a predicted model, not a curated record